Messenger RNA from Necator americanus (New World hookworm), 249 nucleotides. RefSeq lists its product as uncharacterized. The transcript has a single exon. The coding region runs from base 1 to 249 and encodes 82 amino acids. The record is from RefSeq and is a predicted model, not a curated record. Lineage: Eukaryota; Metazoa; Nematoda; Chromadorea; Rhabditida; Ancylostomatidae.
AUGCGAAGAACAGUCGACCAGUGUCCUGCCGACAUUGUCUUAGCACCAUCUGGGUGCCCCUUGAAUGACCUCAAGUACGCCGACGAUGUUGUUAUAUUCGCGGAAAGCAGUACGAAACUUCAACAUGUUGUCAACCUAGUAUUGAAGCUGGCUGCAACCUAUGGACUACGUCUACGCCCUGAUAAAUGCAGACAGAUGUGGAUCUCUUCGAGACUCGAACGAGAAUCAGGGUGGACGGACAACCGAUAG